This is a messenger RNA of Thelazia callipaeda (thelaziosis nematode), 576 nucleotides long. Lineage: Eukaryota; Metazoa; Nematoda; Chromadorea; Rhabditida; Thelaziidae. The record is from the annotation of a GenBank genome assembly.
AUGGCAUUCAAACGGUUCACACAAAGUAUCAUUAAUUUCAAAAAAGUUGCUGAUUUGGUGGGAGAAAAGCAUGCCAAAGAGGUCACAGCUCUAGCUCACCAUCAUCAUCAGUACUGGAGUGUAGUGAUGUCAAAGCUUGCAGAAUUGCCGAAAUAUGACUUUGCAAAACUAAAGGAGCAAAUGCCAGAGCAUAGAGCAGUUUUAAAUAAUUUGCAGAAACAGUAUGAGGCAUUAAAAGUACCAUUUGGUACUGUUCCAGAACGACUAACUCAAGAAAUUGAUCAGUUUCUAAAGUACAUCAAUGCGAAAAUGGAUUUUCUGAGCCGUAAAUUGCUAGAUGCUGUAGAAGAUGAAAAGAAAGUGAAAGCUAAAUAUGAAAACAUGCCACCUAUUGAGCACUUUCGCCAAGAACACUUUGCGAAAUUCUUUCCAGAAGUGCAUCGCGAUGUUCGCUUACCCAUUGAACGUUUUACAAUGGCAUGGGGUACCUCAAGCACUCCUGAACAUUUUCAGGAACUGAAGAAACUUUAUAGAGACUAUCGUACACGUCCUGCUCCUGAACAUCACGGAAAAUGA